Messenger RNA from Anopheles coustani, 1968 nucleotides. RefSeq lists its product as uncharacterized. Bases 640 to 1836 code for a protein of 398 amino acids. NCBI's taxonomy places the organism in Eukaryota, Metazoa, Arthropoda, Insecta, Diptera, Culicidae. The record is from RefSeq and is a predicted model, not a curated record. The transcript has 2 exons.
GGUAUGGUAUGCUGGUAACGUCGCUGAACGUAAAGUAUAUUGUACCGUCGUGGUGUGCUUAUAGAGUCUUCUGGCGAGCGGUGCUCAGGAAGAACUCAAUUCAAUCGUCGUACAUGCACGUUCAUGGUGUGUUGUUGAGCUGUUGUUUGUCACUUGGCGUUAGUUAUGCCUCCAUCGGCGUGUGUCAGUUUUGAAGUUCUACUCAACCAGUGAACAUCGUCGGUGGCGGUGGCAUUUACAUUGCGAGGAAGUGUCCCACCAGCGCAACAGAGAGGGCGAGAGUGAAGAAAAACAGAGCGAAGCUGCAACUAGCGAGACGACGUCGGGGGCAAGACAAUUGGUGUUAAGUGAAAGAUAGAGGCUAUAAUACCCACCACACGGCGUGGCGACGAUUGUGAAUGUACCUGAAAAGCGUUCUAAGCUACGCAGAUGUAAAUUUAGCAUACCAAGGGUUUUUUUUCUUCUUCCGUUGUUUCGGAACAUCACGGCUCGCGCGUACCGCAUGUGUGUUUGACGUUUCGCCGUGUUUUAGUUUAGGAGGUAGUACGAAAUCACCACCGUAUCUUUCCGUUCCCGGCGGUGGUGUGUGUUGUUGCAACCCGAAACAAAGCGACCUCUAAGCCGGCAUCAUCCACGGAAAUGUCGGAGCAAAGCGAUGAAACCAACAAGGAUACGCUCAACGAGUACGAUCGGCACGUCUUGGAGCAGCUGGUGGUGGACACAUGGGGACUUAGUGUGGCCACGCUCAAGCGCAUGAUGUAUUGUGGCAUUGACGAGAUAUCAUUAGUGUUGAUAGAGGACCCGGAAAUCAAUGAACUGUUUAGCGAUCCGCGUAUGCUUGGACAGAAAAUUCUAUUUAAACAUCGACUGCGGCAAUGGCGCCUGGAGCAACAGAGUAUUCUACAAAAUGCACACGCUGAUCAAUUAAAUGGCAGUGCGAUACGUUCCAUCGGUAGCAAUGGUGGCGUCCUCGGGCGACAUCACCAUGCACCAGCAAAUGGUAAUCCGGCAAAAAGGAAGUACCCGUUCGAAGUCGAUCCAAUUCCAACGCUGCCACCGUCGGACGACGAAGCGGUCAGCGUAAAGAUGGAACUCGGUACUAGCUCCCCAUUGCCGGCCAUCGUUCCUCCACCGUUUGGCACACUACCUGUUCUUCCUCCGUUGUUAAGGCGAAAAAAUUCCGAACAACAAUCGCUACAGGAGCGGACGUCCGGCGCCAUCGGAGACAUUCCGGUGCGGAUCGAUAAACUUAGUUUGUUACGAUUGCUACAAUCAUCCCAGUCCGGGCGAUGGAUAUUAAGUAGCUUCAAACCGUCGCAGCCGCUCGAGCGGCGGGGACAAACCAUCAUAACCCAUCUGAUCGUCGACCAGUUUCUGCACUUUAACAUACUGUUCAAGCACCGACUGAUGUGCCACUACGCCUCGGUGAUAACGGAACUCUUUCCUGCCGAAAUCAAAGAGCUUUACUACGCCCCGCGAAACACGGUGAAACGGAACACCUCGGGGAAACUGUUUGACCGCUACACGAAUCAGCGGCUGCGCCACAAGAAUCGUCUACCGCGCGCAAAACCAUUCGUAGUGGACGAAUGGACCGAGCAAAAAACGUUUGCCGAAUUGGCGAUCAUGAACGAGGCUAUGAACGGUAGGGGAGACUUUAUGGGACGGCGUCUGUCGGCGAACGGCGAUGCCACCGGUAGUGAUGACGGGAACGUAAGCAGUGACUUUUUGCAACCUCUGACGUCGAUGUACGUGGAGGGCGAAGACCAGGAUCCAAUGAGCAGUGGGUCUGCGGUGGAUUAUUCCACCAGAGAAACCGAUAUGCCAAAUCGAGAGUAAGCAUGACAAAUGGAACGGAGUGUACCGAUGCCAUAUAGUGUUAAGGAUGAAUAACUGGAUAAGACUAAUAGCUUUUUAACACAGAAGUGAAUAACUAUGUAAAAUGCGUGAAAUAAAUAAAACUAAGUUGUA